Medicago truncatula (barrel medic) is the source of this 1354-nucleotide messenger RNA. RefSeq names its product protein SRG1. The transcript is spliced from 4 exons. NCBI's taxonomy places the organism in Eukaryota, Viridiplantae, Streptophyta, Magnoliopsida, Fabales, Fabaceae. Bases 73 to 1164 code for a protein of 363 amino acids. The record is from RefSeq and is a predicted model, not a curated record.
GGGCAUAUGUAAAACCCUAUAAAAGUUCUCAAAUCUCAUAGCUAACAAUCCACACCACCAAGCAAAUUAAAGAUGAGUGUCAACAUAGAUGAAGCACCCAUUUUUGCUCCAUCUUUACCAGUACCAAAUGUUCAAGAAAUGGUGAAGGUUAAUCCUUUGCAAGUUCCAACAAAAUAUGUGAGGAAUGAAGAAGAAAUGGAGAAAGUAAACUACAUGCCUCAACUUUCUUCUGAGAUUCCUGUAAUUGAUUUUACACAGCUUUCAAAUGGGAACAUGGAGGAGUUGCUGAAACUUGAGAUUGCAUGCAAGGAGUGGGGUUUCUUUCAGAUGGUGAAUCAUGGUGUGGAAAAAGACCUUAUACAAAGAAUGAGGGAUGCAUCAAAUGAGUUUUUUGAACUUCCAAUGGAAGAGAAGGAAAAGUAUGCAAUGCUCCCAAACGACAUACAAGGCUAUGGGCAAAAUUAUGUCGUUUCUGAGGAGCAAACACUUGAUUGGUCCGACGUACUAGUUUUAAUCAUUUAUCCCGACCGGUAUAGGAAGCUUCAAUUUUGGCCAAAAACCUCACAUGGAUUCAAAGAGAUAAUAGAGGCAUAUUCAAGUGAAGUGAGACGAGUUGGCGAGGAACUUCUAAGUUUUCUGUCUAUUAUCAUGGGGUUGGAGAAACAUGCUCUCGCUGAACUGCAUAAAGAAUUAAUUCAAGGUUUACGCGUGAACUAUUACCCUCCUUGCAACAACCCUGAGCAAGUAUUGGGUUUGAGUCCACACUCUGACACAACCACCAUUACCUUACUUAUUCAAGAUGAUGAUGUGCUUGGAUUAGAAAUCAGAAACAAAGGAAAUUGGGUACCGGUUAAACCAAUAUCAGAUGCUCUAGUUAUCAAUGUUGGAGAUGUUAUAGAGAUAUUGAGUAAUGGAAAAUACAAGAGUGUAGAACACAGGGUAAUGACAAAUCAGAACAAAAGAAGGAUUUCUUAUGCAUCAUUUUUAUUCCCUCGAGAUGACGUUGAAGUUGAGCCCUUUGAUCAUAUGAUAGAUGCUCAAAACCCCAAGAUGUACCAGAAAGUCAAGUAUGGAGAUUAUUUGAGGCAUUCCUUAAAGAGAAAAAUGGAGCGAAAAACACACACCGAUGUGGCAAAGAUAAAGGAACAUGUAAUAGUGACAUAACAACUCAAAGAAAAUGAGGAAAAAGAUGAAGAUUCCGUGAUUGUCUGUUUGUUAUUAGUGCAUAUUUUCUGUUUUUUAAGGGAUUUUCUGUUUUAUUCUAUUGUAUGUUUUGCUUCUGUUUCCCUAAACUCUGUGUGUACUCUCUGUAUUUAAAUCAGAUGAAUAAAAGCAUAACAACAUUACCCUAAAA